Molecule: messenger RNA, 7142 nt
Organism: Anas platyrhynchos (mallard)
Lineage: Eukaryota; Metazoa; Chordata; Aves; Anseriformes; Anatidae
Product: inverted formin-2
Biological process (GO): actin cytoskeleton organization
Molecular function (GO): actin binding; small GTPase binding
Source: RefSeq, a predicted model, not a curated record
CCGUUUCCUUUGCCAGAUCAUUUCCCUGCUCUGAGUCACCCCACAUCAGGGCUGUUUUGUUAAGAGCCUGGGGACUGCGGCCACUGGCAGAUGCACGAGCCUCCCACCUUCCCAUACGUAGUGCCCUAGCAGUGGCCAGCACAGGGUGAAUGAAGUGGGUGACAAAUGACAUGCAAAUGCCUUCCCUGGUGGCUACAGAAAAGUUAUUUGCUUGCACCAUUCAGAAGGCUGGUGUUUGCAUAUUAUUAAACGCUGACAUCCUGUUGAACUUCUUGUAGCAUAAGAUUUGCAGACAGUGACUCGUUCAGGGAUUUGGACUUUAUUGACUGAGGGCUGCUUGGCAGAGAAGGAGAAAAUGAGCUGGAUUGGGAAGUGAGCGCUCGCACGGCUAUUUGGAGAGGAUUCUUCUGUGCGAGGGAGACGGGAGAAUAAUUUGGCUUCAGCUCCAAGGACAAGUUUUUCAUGAUGUCAAUCAAAAAGGAAGGUGCCCACAAGAAAUGGGCUGCCCUGAAGGAGAAACUCGGGCCCCAGGAGACCGACCAGUCAGAGGCCAACCUGGAAAAUGCGGAGCCAGAGCUGUGCAUCCGUCUCCUGCAAAUGCCGUCAGUGGUGAACUACUCCGGGCUGAAGAAGCGGCUGGAGAACAGCGACGAUGCUUGGAUGGUCCAGUUCCUGGAGCUAUGUGGGCUGGACCUCCUCCUGGAGGCCCUGGACAGGCUGUCUGGGAGAGGGGUGGCCAGGAUUUCUGAUGCCUUGCUUCAGCUCACCUGCAUUAACUGUGUGCGAGCGGUCAUGAACUCCCACAAAGGCAUUGAGUACAUCGUGAGCAAUGAGGGCUACGUCAGAAAACUCUUCCAAGCACUUGACACAACUAAUGUCAUGGUGAAAAAGCAAGUAUUUGAGCUCCUGGCUGCACUGUGCAUUUACUCAUCAGAUGGCCACACUUUGGCUUUGGAUGCCCUGGACCAUUACAAGAGUGUGAAGAACCAGCAGUAUCGAUUCAGUGUCAUAAUGAAUGAGCUCUCCAACACGGAUAAUGUGCCGUAUAUGGUGACACUGCUGAGUGCUAUCAAUGCCAUCAUACUGGGGAAAGAAGACCUAAGAACAAGAACACAAAUACGAAACGAGUUCAUAGGGCUUCAGCUGUUGGAUAUUUUAGACAAGCUAAGAGACAUAGAGGAGGAGGAUCUGCUUAUCCAGUGUGAUACAUUUGAGGAGUUCAAGAUAGAAGAUGAUGAGGAAUUAUUGAAGAUAUGUGAUGGAAUAAACAUGAACGAUCACCAUGAGGUCUUUUCAUCUCUCUUCAAUAAAGUGAGCCGCUCUCCAGUCUCCAUCCAGCUGCUGUCCAUUCUCCAGAGCUUGCUCCACUUGGAACCGUCUCAUCACUCCAACCUCCUGCUGUGGGAGUCCUUGGAUGCAGUAGUGAACAGAGCCCUUUUGCUUGCAAAUGACAUCCAAGGAAACACAGUGGAAGAAGUCAUUGAGAGGCUGUUAUCUGUCAAGAAACAACCAAACAAGCAAAAGAGAGCUGAAAACCGUCUUUCUGGGAAUGUGAACAGAGGCAUCCAUACCGAAGUAGAACUAGAACCAUGCGCAAGUGCAGUUCAGAGCCUGGUGGGAUCAGCAAACCCCUCCAAGGCACCAGCACCUCCCUCAGGGCCUCCUGCCAAUGAAGAGAAGAUCUCAUCCUGCCAGCUCUCAGCCUGUUCCGCUUUACCACAGACGUCUAACCCACCACCCAACGCUGCUCCUGCCCCACCACCUCCACCCCCACCACCUCCACCCCUGCCCUCUGGCAUGGCAGCUGUGCCCCCCACAUCCCCCAUGAUGAAUACGCCUCCAGCCCCUCCACUCCCUGGCAUCCCUCCUCCCCCAGUGCCCAACAUGGGGGGCAUUCCUCCACCUCCACCUCCUUUGCCUGGCUUGGGAGGCAUCUCUCCACCACCUCCAUUGCCUGUCAUAGGGGGCAUCCCUCCACCACCACCCCCACUGCCUGGUAUGGGGGGCAUCCCUCCUCCACCCCCAUUGCCUGGUAUGGGCGGCAUCCCUCCACCACCACCAUUGCCCUGCAUAGGGGGCAUCCCUCCUCCUCCACCAUUGCCUGGCAUGGGGGGCAUUCCUCCUCCACCCCCAUUGCCCGGCAUGGGGGGCAUCCCUCCACCACCACCACUGCCUGGCAUGGGGGGCAUCCCUCCACCGCCACCCCUCCUGCCCGGCAUGGCAGGAGAACAUAUAGAAGCCGUCGUGGCCUCUCAAUUUGGCUACCCUCUUGGCUCAGCCAGGCCUCCCCGCAAGAUGGUGAAGACGCCAACAUUGAAGAUGAAGAAGCUGAACUGGCAGAAGCUGCCCUCCAACGUGGUGAGAGAAAGUCACUCAAUGUGGGCUUCAGUCAGCAGCAGCAGUGAGGAAACUAUAGAGCCCAAUUAUACAAGCAUAGAGCAGCUGUUUUGCUUUCCACAGCCAACCCCCAAGGAGAAAACGGCUGCACCGGUGAAAGCAGAACCGAAGGAGAUCACAUUUUUGGACUCCAAGAAAAGUCUCAAUUUGAACAUAUUUUUGAAGCAAUUUAAAUGCUCCAAUGAAGAGGUGGCUGCCAUGGUCCAGAACGGGGACCGGACCAAGUUUGAUGUUGAGGUCCUGAAGCAGUUGCUGAAGCUGCUGCCUGAAAAGCAUGAGAUAGAAAACUUGAAGGCCUUCAAAGAAGAGAAAUCAAAGCUAGCAAAUGCAGAUCAGUUUUAUCUUCUCCUCCUUCAGAUUCCCAGCUACCAGCUGCGGAUUGAAUGUAUGCUGAUCUGUGAGGAGACCACUGUUGUGCUGGACAUGAUUCAGCCAAAAGCUGGAGCCAUCCGGAGAGCCUGCGAAGAUCUUCUGAACAGUCAUCGCCUGCCUCUCUUCUGUCAACUGAUUCUCAAAGUUGGAAACUUUCUGAACUACGGAAGCCACACGGGUGACGCUGAUGGGUUUAAAAUCAGCACUUUACUCAAACUAACAGAAACCAAAGCCAACCAAACCCGCAUUACGCUGCUCCACCAUAUUCUGGAGGAAGUAGAAAACAGCCACACAGACCUACUGGAACUGCCAGAAGAUCUUGAAUACGUUUCAAAAGCAGCAGGAAUUAAUCUUGAUAUUAUACGCUCUGAGUCCAGUACCAAUCUAAAGAAGUUGCUGGAGCUUCAACGAAAGGUCUCAUCAUCAAAUGACGAUGUGAAACAACAGUAUGAGAAGCCUAUCCAGGAUAGCAUUGAUGCCGCCAGAAAGCUGGAAGAAGAAUUUGAAACCAUCGACAGGAAAAGAGAAGAGCUUGCAAAUUAUCUUUGUGAAGACCCAAGCAAGUUGUCCCUAGAGGACAUAUUUAACACCAUGAAGACCUUCAGAGAUCUCUUCAUUCGAGCCCUGAAGGAAAACAAGGACAGAAAGGAGCAAGCUGCAAAAGCAGAGAAGAGGAAGAAACAGCUGGAAGAAGAAGAGGGGAAGAGACAGAAGGGAGAAAAUGGAAAAGUCAUUAAGAAGGGGGUGGUGAAGCAGGAGGAGGUGUGCGUCAUUGAUGCGCUGCUGGCUGACAUAAGGAAAGGGUUCACACUGAGAAAGACGAAGAACAGACACGAGUUGGAUGCACCUCCUAAAACCUUGCCUGUGGAGAGCCCAGAGGAGAACCAGGCUGGGAAGAGCAUUAAGGAUCCACAAGCAGGAGGAAUGCAGAUCGAUGAUAAGGCCAAGCAGAACAGUGAUGGUCAUCCCUCAGAAAGCACCCCCACCUCAACCACAGGUCUCCCAGAGAUGGGUAAAGAUGUUACAGAUGCCUCAGCUCCAAACCAGGCAUUACCUGAAAACAACACUGGAGUAAAUUUGCCACCAGGGUCCCGGACAGAAGGCCACCUGGUGGAAGCUGAUGGGACCAGUCAGCCUGAGCAAGGUGCAGAGAUGGCAAACCUCCAGCCAAGCACAAAGAGCAGCUCCAUUACCUUCUCUUCCACUAACAUAGGUGCUGGGAUAAAGUUUGUGAGCGGCAUUUCAGGCACUACUCUGAGAGAGCAGCUCAAUGGGUCUGUCUCAGAGGAGCAGGACAACGAACGCCCAGGGAAUGGCUUGGAGAGCUGCAGGCUGGCACAGGAGCAGGACACCCAGCUGAGCCAGGACGGGGUCGAGCCUCCAUCUGCUCCCUGUGACAAGGCUCACCAGGCAGAGUCAAAAGAGAUGGCAAAGGAGAACGAAGACCCUGGUACAGACUCGCUGUUGGACACCUCCCAAGAGAAGUCCUUCUCGGAGGAGCCAGCCACCGACUCCUCUUGUUCAGCAACACUGCCCCCGGGGCAAAGUCACACAGACAGGGAAAAGCAGAGGACAUCUGGAAAACGGAGGAAGAAGAGACACAGCAAAAGCUACUCAGCAGAGGUUGAGGCUGAUACUGGAGAUAAUAAAACAAAACUAGGUUGUGUGGUACAAUGAGGCGUCACGGCAAGGCAGAAGAAAUAACGGAGGCCUGGACACAUCCUAACUCAUCCCCAGAGCACUGCCAGCCGCUCAGAAGCCAGGCUCUGUGUCACUGAAACGCCUCCUGCAGCCACCUCUGCCCUGACCAGAUGUCAUGCUCCCCCUCAAGCUGCCUUCCACCCUUUGCCCGAAGACCCAACAAGCUGCCCCGGAGACAUCAGCACAUUCAGCCCGUGCCUUACACGACCUGCGCUGGGCCCUAGCACCUGCAGGGACACGGGCCUGGUCGAUGCGCGGCGGUGGGGAAGGCACGGGUCUCUCGGCCUCCAUCCCCAAAGCCAAAUCCCCUGCCUGCUCUUAGGCCAAACUCCUCUUGAUGUGCCAGCUGAGUGUGGCCCAAGAAAGGACUGCAUCGUUCAGCCCUCGGAGGAAUUUUAAAAAUAGCAGUGCCUCGACUAAAUGAAGGGUAUAAAUUCAGCAGUGGCAGUACCCUCACAGGGAGAAGCGUGUUACUCCCCCUUCUCAUUGCCUACUGUCAAUUUAUAUUCGACUAGAUCCAAAACCCAGAUCAGACAUAUGCAUUUGCACUCUCAAUCAUUUAAAGCAAGGAAAAUAAGUUAUAGGAACAAAACGAAAAAUGCAUUUUAGUAAAUGUCCAUAUAAACAGUGUCUGGCUCCCAGAUAGUGCUUAUGUGCAAUGAAGUUGAAGCACAUCUGUAGCCUUGCAGUAGUCUUCUCACACACACAGGUACGUGCAUAAAUUUUCGGAGAAUCAGGGCCCAAGCUCCUGUUAUUAAAGCAACGGAAAGAGCUUUUUCAGGGUGCUUGGUUAGAUGUAUUUUAAGCUUAUUUAGUAAAUCUCCAGGUUUUAAUACUGUUGUCAGCUGCUUGCACUCAGAAGCCUUCGCAUUCGAGCUGCAGAACAUGUGCGUUCAUGUUACUUUUGCUUUGAAACUGGGAAUGUGCAGUAUUGUGUUUUAAAGAUUCAGAGCUUUAUUUCUUAAGUUUUGUAAUAACAUUGUAUCAUAGUUUUGUACAUAGCUGUCGAUUUAAAAUUAUCGAUGUUUAUUGAAUUUAUGAUGUGAUAGUGUGCUGAAACAUGAAUCAAGUGGAAGAGAUUGUUACAUUUAAGAACUAUGCCUUUGUAUGGUAACCACUGUGUUUAGACUAAUGUUCAGGCUAAAGCUUAUUUUGCUUUGCUGAAUAGGACUUGUAACAUCCUUGUAAUACUGAACACUUUGCUGGACUAAUUUAGAAGUUACGCCAAGAAUUAAAUCACUUGUUUAUUUUAAUCUAAGCAUUGUUACUGGAAAACAGUUAACAAAAACAAAGGUGAAUUUAGAGUAGAUGCAUGGGCAGGCUCAGGUCAGGAAGCCCCAUGGAGCAGCACAACCGUGUUGCAGCUCAAAUCCGGUUCGCGGCUGGCAGAAGCAGGCUGAACUCCUCCACCCUUUCCUGCAAAACUGGAUAACCCGCCCCAGCUUUAACUUGCGUGACUGUCACAUUUACAGUUCUCUCUUCCCUUCCUCCCCCUUCUAGUCUCAGAGCAUGUCACCCAUGUCAGUCUUUCUUGCUCUCAUUAAUCCAAUUUCUCUGCUCUCAGAUUAGACCCCAGCCUACAAAAAUCUGAGUAUCAAAGAUUUUCUUAGCACCUUUGCAACCUCCAAGUUUCCAGCAGGAGCCUGCAGCCCAGGCUGGCAGUAAGCAGGCAGCCUCCUCCAGCCCCCACCUUGUUGUUUUAUCAAUAGGGGGGAAAAAAAUCACUGAUAUUCAGGAUUUGGGAGCAAACAAGCUUUCUUGGUGUUACUUGGGGAACAUUACCUGCUGAUACCCCUGGCAGGCUUAUUUCUUCAGAUAUGCAGUAUUCAUCCACUUCUUCAUCUGGGUCUUUCAGCUACCCCCAUUUCCACCCAGAGAGAAAAACGUAUCACGCAGAGUUUUUAUUGCUCUGAAUAGAAAGAGAGAGUAAUCAAAAGAGGACCUUCAAGGAGAGGGCAUUUGGCAUUACCUUUCCACUCUCCACAAGAUUUUACAGAGAAAUUGGUUAUUUUGAGCCACUGUUUGUUCUUUGUUCUGUAGUCAUCUGUGAAAAUUAUAUUAAAUUAUCUACACAAUCAGAUCCCAAUAAAAACAGGACAAAGUGCAGCAUUUAUAAUGUAUUACUGCAGAGCAGCUCUGCUACCAUUACAGUGAUUAUUUAACAGGGGGAUGGAGUCAGAACAGGUCAAAGAAAGAUGUUUGACUGGCACUUGCAGUUUUGUUCCAGUUGUGACUUUUAAAUAGAGUUCUUGAUCCUGAAGAUUUUUCUCAGUGUUUGCAAGGCCAAAUUAAAUGCUGAUAAAAGCAUUUACUUUUGCAGCCAUUUCAGCAGGUCUGUGCUCAUUUAAGCCAACGGUAAGUUUGGAUCUCAAAAAAAGAAUUUGUAUGGUAUAUUGCAGCAACUGGACAGAGUCCAUUACCUAAACCAGCCUGUGAAUGUUUUACCAUUCUAGAAACCACAAGUUUCUAGCUGUCAAAUAACUGCAUAUUCCUUAAAUAGGCAUUGGCUACAUGAUGAAAACGAAGCUGUGGAAGAAAUCAGCAGAAGUUUUUUCUAAGUACUUCACGUCAGAAUUUGGAUAUGUUAAAGGGGAUGGAACUUCAGGGUUUGAUUGUUUUUUAAUUUCAAUACUGAAAAUAUUUCAAAAUUUAGAAUAAAAGAAGUCAAAGUA